UCCUGGGGCUGCAGCGGCGCGGCAGUGAGCUCGCCGCUCCGGCCUCGUCCGGCGUCGGCCAUGGACGCCGCCGCCGGGGGACUCUUCCUGCCCUACGACGGGGGAGGAGACGCCAUCCCGCUGCGGGAGCUGCACAAGCGAGGGACUCAUUACACCAUGACCAACGGAGGCAGCAUCAGUGGCUCCACGCACUUGCUGGACCUCUUGGAUGAGCCGAUCCGGGUGUCUGCAUGUAGGAUGACUUCCCACACCAUCGACUGGGUGUGGGAGAAGUGUAAGGGCUGAGAGAGGCACAGCGGGUGAAUCAGCAAAAAGAAAGAAUGAGCAUGGGAGAUAAUGAAGAGCUUGUGUGACGCGUGGUCAGGGUGGCUCAUGGUGACACUAAUGGGACUGGCAUCAGGGGCGCUGGCUGGGCUGAUAGACAUCGCUGCUGACUGGAUGACCCACCUCAAGGAGGGCGUGUGCCUCAGUGCACCGUGGUACAGCCAUGAGCAGUGCUGCUGGGGGUCCAACGAGAUGGCGUUCAAGGAGAGGGACAGGUGUCUGCAGUGGGCAACGUGGGCUGAGCUGGGCAUCGGCCAGGCUCGGGGUCCUAGUUCGUAUAUCAUGAACUACAUAAUGCAUGUCUUCUGGACCUUGAGUUUCACCUUCCUCCCCGUCUCCCUGGUAAAGGUGUGUGCUCCGUAUGCCUGUGGCUCUGGGAUUCCAGGGAUUACAACUAUUCUGAGUGGAUUCAUCAUCAGAGGUUACUUGGGAAAAUGGACUUUAAUGAUUAAAACCAUCAUGUUAUUAGUACUGGCUGUGGCCUCGGGUUUGAGUUUAGGAAAAGAAGGAUCCCUGGUGCAUGUUGCCCGUUGCUGCGGAAAUCUCUUUUCCUACCUCUUUCCAAAGUACAGCACAAACGAAGCUAAGGAAAGGGAGGUGCUGUCCGCUGCCUCGGCUGCAGGUGUUUCUGUACCUUUUGGUGCAUGGAUCAGAGUUCUUUUUAGCCUGGAGGAGAUUAGCUGUUACUUCCCUCUUAAGACUUUAUGAAGGUCAUUUUUUGCUGCUUUGGUGGCGGCAUUUGUUUUAAGGUCCAUCAGUCCGUGUGGUAGCAGCUGCUUGGUCCUCUUUUACAUGGAGCACCACACACCACAGUACCUUUUUGAACUGUUUCCUUUUAUCCUCCUCGGGGUGUUUGGAGGGCUGUGGGGAGCCUUUUCCAUCCGGGCAAACGUUGCCUGGUGUCAGCGGCGCAAGUCUACCAGAUUUGGGAAGUAUCCUGUUCUGGAAGUCAUCGUGGCCGCCAUCACUGCUGUGGUAGCCUUCCCCAAGCCGUACACCCGGCUCAACACCAGUCAGCUCAUCAAGGAGCUUUCCACGGACUGCGGGCCCCUGGAGUCCUCCUCUCUCUACUACAGAAACAAGAUGAACGCCAGUAAAAUUGUUGAUGACACUGCAGACCAGCCCGCUGGCCUCGGAGUGUAUUCAGCUACAUGGCAGUUAGGGUUAUUACUCGUAUUUAAGAUCAUAAUGACUGUGUUCACCUUCGGGGUCAAGGUGCCAUCGGGCCUGGUCAUCCUCAGCAUGGCUGUCGGUGCCAUCGCUAGCUGCAUGGUGGGCAUCGCGGUAGAGCAGCUGGCCCACUACUAGCAUGACUGGUUCAUCUUCCAGAAGUGGUGCGAGGUUGGGGCCGACUGCAUCACCCCCGGCCUGUACUCCAUGCUGGGUGCCACCGCGUGCUUAGGCGGCGUGACCAGGAUGACGGUCUCCCUAGCGAUGAUUGUCUUCGCGCUCACUGGAGGCUUGGAGUGCAUCGUUCCCCUUAUGGCUGCAGUGAUGACCAGUAAAUGGGUUGGAGAUGCCUUUGGAGGGAAGCUUUACGAAGCUCACAUCUGGCUAAAUGGAUACCCUUUCUUGGAUGCGAAGGAGUUCACACACAGCACGCUGGCCGCUGACGUCACAAGACCAUGAAGGAGCGACCCUCCCCUGGCUGUCCUGAUGCAGGACAACAUGACGGUGGAUGACGUAGAAAACCUGAUCAAUGAGACCAGCUACAACGGCUUCAUAAUGUCCAGGGAGUCUCAAAGACUGGUGGGGUUCGCCCUCAGAAGAGAUGAUGAUCGCAAAAGGUGACGUUUUAGGUUAUUGGGUCGCAGAUUGCUGGCACACUCAUCCUUGUUCUCAAACAUCUUUUAAACUUGUGUGAAGUGACAAGUAGGGGAAGAAGAUGAUUUACUGAAAGUCUGCCAGAAUCAGUUUUGCAGAGCUGCUCCCAGUGUGCGUUUUCCCCGUGUCCAUUGCCUCGUGUCCUGCUUCCUGCACAUGCAGCUUGUCUGUGAAGAUUGCCCGUGAGCUCUCCUCCUCUCUCGGAACCAAACCUGUGCACAUUCCCAGUGAUGUCCUCUAGGCGCUGGUCCUGUUGUUACAAAGAAAAAAAAUGUUGCUUUUGCUCUAGAGUGUGCUACUUACACUAGAAAGAUAAGCAUUAUCAACACUUUCUGAGCUCCGAAGUCAUGGGCAUUCUGUAGCUUCGUAAGCACAGUCUGAAGUCAGGAAGUGUGACACCUCCAGGUUUUGUUCUUUUUCUUCAAGAUUGCUUUGGUAAUUCUGGGUCUUUCUGGGUUCCAUACAAAUUUUAGAAUUAUUUGCUUAGUGAGAUAAGUCAGACAGAGAAAGACAAAUACUCUAUGUUAUUACUUAUAUGUGGGACGUGAAAAAUAAUACAAACAAAUGUAUAACAAAACAGAAACAGAUUCAUACAGAGAACAGUGGGGAGAGGGAAAGGGGGAGGAGCCAGAUGGGGGUAGGAGAUUAAGAGACACAAACUACUAUGUAGAAAACAGAUAAGCAACGGGGAUAUAUGGUAUAGCGCCGGAACUAUAGCCAUUCUUUGGCAAUAACUUUAGAUGGAGUAUAACCUAUAGAACUACUGAAUCCCUAUGCUGUGCACCUGGAACUAGUACAAUAUUGUAAAUUAACUGUACUUCAAUAAAAAUAAGUGAAUAUAAAUAACUAAAAUAUAAGUGAAUAAAUAAAAAAUAAAACUUG
Molecule: messenger RNA, 3030 nt
Organism: Camelus dromedarius (Arabian camel)
Lineage: Eukaryota; Metazoa; Chordata; Mammalia; Artiodactyla; Camelidae
Gene: CLCN3
Product: chloride voltage-gated channel 3
Biological process (GO): transmembrane transport; chloride transport
Cellular component (GO): Golgi apparatus; plasma membrane; early endosome
Molecular function (GO): voltage-gated chloride channel activity
Source: RefSeq, a predicted model, not a curated record